Messenger RNA from Acaulospora morrowiae, 963 nucleotides. The record is from the annotation of a GenBank genome assembly. Lineage: Eukaryota; Fungi; Glomeromycota; Glomeromycetes; Diversisporales; Acaulosporaceae.
AUGUCUAUUUCCACAACCGAACACGAUACAUAUUUAGUCGAAAAUUGGGAUACCGAGACCCUUGUCCUUCACCUGCAAGAGCAGGGCCUAAAGCUUGACGAUGAGGAUUUUGCUAUUAUCCGCAAAGAAAAGAUUGAUGGUCAGGUCUUUCUCGAUAUGACCGAAGAAAAGUUCCGUAGUUAUGGACUUGCGGGUGGACCUGCUAUGAAACUCACAAAAGAAGCCAAGGCUCUCAAGACCAUGCCAAUACGUCCUUUCUCCUCAUACAACAGUUUGAAAGAAGUUCUGGCGAAAUAUGGGAUUGAUGAUAAUCGAAUCACAACCAUACCUCAGUUCACGCCAGACAUCCACAAGCUCGACGAUAAUGAUGAAGAAUUUCUCCACUGUAUUAAGGAAAUAAAGCAUCGAUUGGGAAAUAUGGGAACAGUGGCCGACAGUAAUGAAGUUAUGCGCUGUUCCUACAUUGAGUCAAUCUUACAUGCUAGCGUUCGUAUAGUCAUGCACCUUACCGAGAAGGGGUUAAUCCUAAUUCCUCAGUUAGAAGUAUCCGGUAGUGAAAGUCAUGACCGUGUCGACUAUGCGAUUAAGAAAAUUCUAGACACCCUGAUAGAAAAAAUCAUAUGUAUAACCGAGUGCAAGCAGAAUCAAGCAGGAGUUGGUAUAGCACAGAAUUUAAUGCAGUGUGAAAGCUCGGAACAGUUGGAAAAAGAAGAUCCGGUUCGAUAUGUAGAUGGUUCAAUUACAUGGUUCUCAAGAUGCAUUCCAGAAUUAGCACUCCAAAAAAAGUUGUAUGAUCAUGGAUAUGGCUAUUGGAAACUUUCUCCCGAUUCAAACAAGCCAUAUAUUUCCUCUGAGUAUGUGAAAAAAGUUCAAGGCUUGAUGAAUAAUAAUGAGGAUUAUAUUAUUGGAAUUGUUAAAAGUUGGGAAAUAGUUUUAUAUCAUUUGUUGUUAAAGAACUCCUGA